This is a messenger RNA of Xyrauchen texanus (razorback sucker), 1668 nucleotides long. RefSeq names its product protein C10. The coding region runs from base 100 to 468 and encodes 122 amino acids. The record is from RefSeq and is a predicted model, not a curated record. The transcript has 4 exons. Lineage: Eukaryota; Metazoa; Chordata; Actinopteri; Cypriniformes; Catostomidae. Gene Ontology annotation, biological process: post-embryonic development.
CACGGUCCGUUUCCACGGCCGGAAAUUUGUGCGCGUCACAGGAGAGGCUGUGUACAGGGUUGACAUCAUUUGCAAAUCUCCACCGUGGCGUGAGCCAGCAUGGCCUCUGCCCCAGCACAGCAGCCCACACUCACUGUAGAGCAAGCGCGAGUUGUUCUGAGUGAGGUGAUCCAGGCAUUCUCUGUGCCUGAGAACGCAGCUCGCAUGGAGGAAGCCAGAGAGAGCGCCUGCAAUGACAUGGGCAAGAUGCUGCAGCUAGUGUUGCCUGUGGCCACCCAAAUCCAGCAGGAGGUCAUCAAAGCAUACGGCUUCAACAAUGAGGGAGAGGGUGUUCUCAAAUUUGCCCGACUAGUUAAGAUGUAUGAAACUCAGGACCCAGAGAUCGCAGCCAUGUCAGUAAAACUCAAGAGUCUUCUUCUACCGCCUCUCUCCACUCCUCCAAUUGGCAGUGGAAUCCCAACCUCAUAGAACAUGCUUUUAAACGUAUCGAUCUUGGAGUCAGUUUUAACACUUCUCUUAAAGGAAUAGUUCACCCAAAAAGGAAAAUUAUUUAAUUAUUUACUUACCCUGAUGCCAUGCCAGAUGUGUAUGACUUUCUUUCUUCAGGAGAACACAAACGAAGAUUUUUAAAAGAAGAUGGAGCUCUGUCAGGUCCUAUAUAAUGGAAGUGCAUGGGUGCCAGCCUUUGACAGUCCAAAAGUCAUAUUUAGGCAACAUAAAAGUAAUCCAUGUGACUCCAGUCAAUCAAUGAAUGUCUCUGAAGUGAAUCGAUAGGUUUAUGUAGGAAACAAGUCGAUAAUUAAAAAGUUUUUCAUGUUAAAUCGGUGCUUCCAUCCAGGGCACUCAUGCAGCUUGAAAUGUCAGAACUUUGGUGUGACGUUUGUUCUUCUGUUGUAAAUAAGUGGCGCUACUGAAUUCUCACGUGAACUCGCUGACACGCUUUGCGUCAGCUGCUGGCAGGAAGUGACAUUUAAAAGUUAACUUUUUAAUUCUCUAUUUAUCACAUACACAUUUGGGAUGGCAUCAGGGUAAGUGAAUAAUGGAAUAGUUUGAAUUUUUUGGGCAAACUAUUACUUUAAAAGUGACUUAAACUGAGGACAAUUAAACAUUUCUUGGGAGACUUUGUUUUGAUGAUAAAUAAACUUCUACAUUCCCAUUUACUUUCAGUGAAUUGCUAGAAUUAAAAACAUUUGUCUUUUCCCCCUCAUAUUUAUUCUUUUUCAUUUCCAUCUUUUAUGCCAAUGUUCAAUUUGCAUUUAUUUACCAAGCAGAACACAAAUUUGUAAGGGCCUUUUGUGUAAAGCUUUUUAUACAUUUUCCAUUGAUUAAUGUCUUACUCAUGGCUGGUAUAAUAAUUAAAUAGCUAACAUCUAUGCAUGAUAACCCAAGACACUGUUCUUAUGCUCAUUGCUGUUUGCAAAACUAUUAUCAGAUCUGUGUUUAUCCAAUAAAGUGUCAAUUUAUAAUAGUGUCACUAUUUAUAAAGACCUUUCCUUUAAAGAAAUGACUUUCUGCAUUUAGAUGUACUGUACUCUAUAUUGCCAUGUGUGCUCAUUUUUGUAUAUAUGUAUACAUUAUUUUAGCAUGUUACAGAGCAAAUGUGUGUGUGUAUAUAUAAUAUAUAUAAUUAAAACUUCAUUUCAUUUUUUCCUCAUUAAAAAAGUUUAA